CAGCCUCGGCCAAUAAGAAGUCCGUUUGUUGAAUGGGCGCAAAAAUCUGUUGUCUGGGUUUACAGGUACACAUUGAGAGAGUUAAUCUCCGGUCAAAACAAAGGGAAAAAUAUUUAACUGUAAUGAACGUUACUGAGCUUUACUCCAACGAGGGGUACGAGUGAAGAGCGACUCUCCGGGAGACAGGUCGCACGUCGUGUCUAGCGUAAUGCUAAACAAACUGCUCGCUGCUACUUCAUGAAUUGAGCUCUUAUUGCUAGCCAGCUAACACGUUAGCGCUGCCUCUUACAAACAAUGUCCAGUCUACCACAAAAUAACUUGAAGGAACAGCUAGCGAGGCACAGCAAUGCUGCUCAAAGCAAGCAGUCUGUUGCUAAACCUAAACCGGGGGCUUUUUCUUUCAAAAAGAAGUCCUCAUCAGGUACGACCAAGAUGGAAGUCCCUACCAAGGUAAUCAGCUCAAAUGCUUUGGCAAACAGGAAUGUCAAUGUCCCCAAGAGCGGUUUGGUGACUAAAUCUCCUUUGACAUUUUCAAACAAGCUUGAGAGACCUCAAAAAUCCAAAAUCAACAACUACUUCUCUCUAAGUUCAAAAUGCAAGUCGGAUACCAUCAGCCCAGCAGAUAUUGCCUCUCCUGCAUCCCAAACACCUUCAGUGGUCUCUGAUAUUAAGUCAGCACCAGCUCCAGCUAAAUCUGACAGCCUGUCUUGUAGCAGUAAUUCAUUCAAUUUCACAGCUCUGGAUGUGUCACGUAGUUUUCCUGUGGACAACUGGGAUGAUUUAGAUGACUUUGAAACACCAGCCAAGGGAAAAAACAACUCAUUCAGUUCAGAAGUAUCAGAGAAAAGUGGCAAACUACUGCCAUCCCCUACUGGAGAAAAAGCAGAAUCGACAGGGAAACUAAACUAUGAUUCCUUAUUUAAAACAUCCAAAUUAACUAGCAAGAGUGGUAAGCAAACCUGCAUGGAAACAGAUGAGCCAGAGGAAAAUGUCAACACCGCUGCAGUUUCACCAGGACCCAGUUUAAACCAGGAACCAGCAGACUGGUCAGAUGAGGAGGAACUUGCCAUUAAGAUGAACAGAAAACAUCCUGCACAUCUAAAGCAUAUCUUGAGUGACAGUGAAGAAGAUAAUAAUGCUGAGCUGGAACCUUUUACAGGAAGCACAGGUAACAAGAAAAUAUGGAUUGACCCAAAGACAAUAGAGAUAGAUGACAACUCUGAGCCUGAAGAUGACCUUGAUUGCAUUCCACCUUCACCCAUCCCUGAUGAGAUCAUUUACGCAGGCUCAGCACUGGAGACAAGAGCUGAAUCAGCUGAUGCUCAAAUUGGAGACAAUGCUGUGAAAUCAAAGAGCCCCGUCGCACUGCGUGAACCAUCCGAGCUCUGCUUAAAAGACAAAACAAAUGAAAAACUUUUUGCUAUCAUGGAGUCCAUUUGUGCUCUGGUUGACUCCAUCCCUGAACAUGAAUUAAUUGCUUUGUCCUGUGGAGAUGAACUUUUACUGAAGAGGGCCCAGAGGAAGAGAAUUCUUGCAACUGGCGGUGACUGUUUGUUUAGGAUGCAGCAGCCAGACAGCACAGUGAUUUCUGAACCCAGCUUCAAAGAAACAUCUUUUUCUAGCAACGGUGUUUCAUCCAACUGCUCUGUGCCUGUGGACUCCAAGAAGCCUCCUCAGCAUAGAAGAUCUUCAGUCAUCUCUGUGGACUAUGACUCUGAUCACUCUGACAGUGUUAUUGAUAUAAAGCCCUUGGAUAAUAAGGACAGCAGGGCAAUAAGUGUUGAAACUGACAGUAUCUGUGACUCUCCAUCAGCACACAGGUUCACAAAGCCAUCUUUUAAUAUAUCUGAGAAAUCAAGCAUUGAUCUUGAUGGCUCAGACCUCUUCUUCUCACCCAAGGACUCAGAGAGUGGUGCGCAGAAGAAAUCAAACAACACCCCAACGUUUGUAGCUGCUGAAGAUGAAGAAAUGGAUGACUUCUAUAAUGACGACUUUGAUAUAGAUGACUUUAAUGACUCUGAUAUCCCAGAUUACUUUGACGAACCACAAACUUCAUCAGCUGUGACUACAGCAGUGAAAGAGGGGGGGCCGAGCAAGUCCUCAUGGGAAAAGAAACCAACAACACCUACUUCUGCUCCAAAGCCGUCAACAAUUUGUUCUCCAGAACCCACCUUCAAAAACCCAGCUCAUGAUCGCUUCAGAGGCUUUAACUUCCCUCAUUCACAAGAGAUGAUGAAGAUCUUUCACAAGCGUUUUGGACUUCAUCAGUUCAGGUUUAAUCAACUAGAAGCGAUUAAUGCUGCACUGCUGGGUGAAGAUGCGUUUGUUUUAAUGCCCACAGGUGGAGGGAAAAGUUUGUGCUAUCAGCUGCCUGCGUGUGUCUCGCUGGGGGUCACUGUGGUGGUUUCUCCACUCAAAUCACUCAUCGUAGACCAAGUUCAGAAACUCACCACUCUGGAUGCCCAGGGGCCAGAACUUGUCAGGCAAAGACUCCAGUUUGGCCCAAAGUUUACGAUGAGCUUCAACAGAACAAACCUGAAGUACUCAGUGCUGCCCAAGAAACCCAAAAAGGUGGAUGAGGACUGCACCAGCUGGAUCAAGAAGCACUACCCACGUGACUCUGGCAUCGUGUACUGCCUGUCUCGUAAUGACUGUGAUGCCAUGGCCGAGAGUCUUCAGAGAGCAGGGUUAUCAGCCCUGUCGUAUCACGCAGGACUCAGUGACAGUGACCGAGAGUAUGUGCAGACCAAAUGGAUCAAUCAGGAUGGUUGCCAGGUCAUCUGUGCCACCAUAGCCUUUGGCAUGGGCAUUGACAAGCCUGAUGUGCGCUAUGUGAUCCACGCUAGUCUGCCUAAAUCAAUGGAAGGAUACUACCAGGAGUCAGGGAGAGCUGGCAGGGAUGGAGAGAUCUCUCACUGCAUUCUCUUUUACUCCUACACCGACGUCCAGCGCAUCAAGAGGAUUAUCAGCAUGGACAGAGAAGGUGACAGACACACCAAGGCAACUCACUACAACAACCUACACAGCAUGGUGCACUUCUGUGAGAACGUGAUGGAGUGCAGAAGAAUUCAGCUGCUCGCUUACUUCGGAGAGCUGAAGUUCAACAGAAACUUUUGUAAGGACCAUCCAGACGUCAGCUGCGACAACUGUACCAAACCCAACCAAUACAAGAUGCGAAACGUGACUGAAGACGUGAAAAAGAUCGUGAGGUUUGUCCAGGAGAACUGUGAGAAAGUCGGAGCAAGGUUUGGCAAGACUGCUAACCAAAACAGACUGACCCUCAACAUGCUUGUGGAUAUCUUCAUAGGCUCUAAAGCUGCCAAGGUACAGACAGGAAUGUUUGGCAUUGGAGCAGCCUACUCCAGACACAAUGCUGACCGUCUUUUUAAAAAGCUGGUUCUGGAUAACGUCCUGGUUGAAGACCUCUACAUCACCAAUGCUGGGCAAGCUGUGUCUUAUAUCUCCGCUGGAACAAAAGCAAUGAAUGUGCUGUCUGGACACAUGCAGGUGGAGUUUUAUGAGACUGAGAGCGCGUCCACCAUCAGGAAACAUAAAGCUGCCACGGCGAAGAACGUCUCCCGGAGAGAGGCGAUGGUGCAGGAGUGUCUUAAGGAGCUGUUGGAUCUCUGCAAGCAGCUGGGGAAAGCAUUUGGCCUUCAUUAUUACAACAUUUUCUCCACUGCCACAUUGAAAAAGAUAGCUGAAAAGCUUUCUUCUGACCCUGAAGUCCUCCUGCAAAUUGAUGGUGUAACAGAAGAUAAACUGGACAAGUAUGGAGCUGAAGUCAUUCAGGUCCUACAGAAAUAUUCUGAGUGGCAGCUACCUGAGGAGCAGGCUGACAGUGGAGGCGACGGGUGGAUAGACACGGCACGAGGUCGCACUCGUGGAAAUGACGAGGAUGACACGGAGUCCUCCACCUACUUCCGUAAUAAGUCUGCACAGGGACAGAAGAGAAAGAAGGCUCCGUUCUUCAAGUAUUCCAAGAAGAAAAAAGGAUGUGGCAACACAAGCUCCGGUUCUAAAGGCCGUGGCUACAGCAGCAAUAAAUCCUGGUCGUCCUCCAGCUCCAGGGGUGGAGGUCGAGGGUCCAGGAGCUCAGCAGGUGAUGCAUCAGCAGCCAGGAGACCAGGAUUACUGGCAGCCCCGAUGCCUCAAAGCAGCCAGCGUCCGUUCUUAAAGCCAGUAUUUUCACACUUGAGCUAGGACUCCUUCGUCCCGUAUCUGACUUUGUAGACUAGCAAGCUAAUUUUCUAAUCCACCAAGCUGCUGCUUCAUAUUGGACCAGCUAAAACUGCAUUUUCUGUACAGUUAUCGCAUGUUUAUAUUGUUGUACAUUUUUACUUUCUGUGGCUGGAAUCCUUCCCUGCACUUUUGUGCUUAUCUUAUUUGAUAAUAAAAAUAAAUUAAAAUUUUAUUCAUGAG
This is a messenger RNA of Pundamilia nyererei, 4422 nucleotides long. It is a transcript of the gene blm, whose product is annotated as BLM RecQ like helicase. Bases 295 to 4203 code for a protein of 1302 amino acids. Gene Ontology annotation, cellular component: cytoplasm; nucleus; chromosome. Gene Ontology annotation, molecular function: four-way junction helicase activity; ATP binding; DNA binding. The record is from RefSeq and is a predicted model, not a curated record. Gene Ontology annotation, biological process: telomere maintenance; double-strand break repair via homologous recombination; DNA replication. Lineage: Eukaryota; Metazoa; Chordata; Actinopteri; Cichliformes; Cichlidae. The transcript has 19 exons.